Syngnathus acus (greater pipefish) is the source of this 1929-nucleotide messenger RNA. RefSeq lists its product as uncharacterized. Gene Ontology annotation, cellular component: cytoplasm. The record is from RefSeq and is a predicted model, not a curated record. Bases 692 to 1555 code for a protein of 287 amino acids. Gene Ontology annotation, biological process: estrogen biosynthetic process. Gene Ontology annotation, molecular function: estradiol 17-beta-dehydrogenase [NAD(P)+] activity. The transcript is spliced from 6 exons. NCBI's taxonomy places the organism in Eukaryota, Metazoa, Chordata, Actinopteri, Syngnathiformes, Syngnathidae.
CUGGCCUGUGCUAAAAAUGACCCAGAAGGUGGUCCUGAUCACGGGAUGUUCCUCAGGCAUCGGCCUGGCGCUCGCCGCGCGCAUCGCCAGGGAUGAGAAGAAGCGCUUCAUGGGUAAAGUCUGUAAAUUGCGUUGUUAAUCGUUGACACGAUGCUCCGAGCCAGGUUUGCUCUUCUGCGGUUGCUUUGAAAUAAUUCCAAAUCUUGUUGAAGGUGGCCGCUCUCUGCUAAUUUUCAGAGCAACAGUUUGACUUAUAAUUGUUACAAGACUGAUCGUCCAAAAAAGAAUUGCUGAAUUAAAGACCAAUUGAAAGUAGAGCAUUGAAACAACGCAAUGGAAAGAUGCCUCGUUAGACUUUAUCAAGUUUUCAAGUAUUAUUUAGACAGCCUCAUUAUACUUGAUCAAAAUCUGGGUGGCGCUGUCCGAAAAACUUGUGCUUUGGCUGUGUAGUACAUUUUUGAGUAGAUUAUCAAAUGCCGGAUAUUUUUUUUAAAAGAACAGUUAAGUCGUAUUGACCUUUUAGGUCGAGUACAAAAGCUGCGUAGAAGAAUCUCUCAGCUUGGUGCAUCGCCGACCUGUUGUAGCUGUCGUUUUGACUAAGGCUUUGGCAGAGGUACCAUUUCAGUCAUGAUGCUCGUAUUUUCGGAGCUUCAAGGAGCCGCUUGCUGUGAAAAGUUUGACACCCACAUGUAUGCAUGCGUCAGUGUACGCCACCAUGCGGAACGUGAGCAAAGGUCAGGCGCUGGUGGAGGCGGCGGGCCGCAGUCUGGGCCGCACGCUGGAGAUCAAGCAGCUGGACGUAUGCGACGAGACGUCCAUCAAAGCCUGCGUGGACAGCCUGCCCGAGCGCAGGGUGGACGUCCUCAUCAGUAACGCUGGCAUGGGGCUGAUUGGCCCCAUCGAGUGCCAGUCGGUGGACGAGAUGAAGACGGUGAUGGACACCAACUUCUUUGGCCUGGUCAGGCUGCUCAAGGAGAUCCUUCCCGACAUGAAGCGGCGCAAGAAAGGCCACAUCGUGGUCAUCAGCAGCGUCAUGGGCAUCCAAGGGAUCCUCUUCAACGACGUCUACGCCGCAUCCAAGUUUGCUGUGGAGGGAUUCUGCGAGAGUUUAGCAGUGCAAGCGCUCAGGUUCAAUCUCAACAUCAGCCUGAUCGAGCCGGGUCCGGUCAUCACAGAGUUUGAGCGAAAGGUGUACGAUGAAGGACUGAAAACGAACCUGAGCAAUGCUGACGCAGUGACGGCAGAUAUGUUCACCAACAUCUACCUGAAGAACUACAAGCAAAUCUUUGAGACGUUGGGACAAACGGCAGAGGAUGUGGCUGAGCACACGCUAAGGAUCAUGACGUCGGACAACCCUCCGUUCCGCCACCAGACCAACACGCUGUACACGCCCAUGACCACGCUCAAGUACGCCGACCCCAACGGCGACCUGCCCAUCGACACCUUCUACAAGAUGGUCUUUGAGCAUGACAAGAUCUUCAGUGCCAGCCUCAACUUUCUCAAGCUGCUGCGUUGGAGGAGCAGACGCAGCUUCACGCUGGACAAAAGCAGCUAACUGACUGACCUUCUGUUGCUGGAGGGAGCCAGUCGCCGAAACGUGUGCUUGUUUUUAGUGAGCGCGGCAGCCUGCCCGGAGCAGCCAGCACUUAGGAAGCUUGCCGCCGCCAGAGUGCGAAUCGGUGGGCGCAUGAAUAUUGUACCGCCUGUCAAGUGUCGAGAGAAAGCGCCAGAUAAAACCAAAGCAGCUUUAUUAGGAGCAUACUUAUCUUUCUCUGCAAAUCGAACAAAUAUAAAGACAAUACAGAUAUGAAGACAUAUUUGUAAAUGGUAAUAAAUGGGGAAUAGAUUAUAAUUUAUCAUUAGAACACAUGAUCAACAUUAAAAUGUGUCAUAUUAAAAACCUAAAAUUAAAUCGGUUGAACGUUGAAA